UAAGCGUUCCUUUCAGCUACUACUAAGAAAUGGCCGAAGUAAUCCUCUUUGGUCUUGCACAGAAAAUGAUUGAAAAUCUGGGCUCUCAGACUUUCCAAGAGAUUGGAUCACUCUGGGGUGUCGAAGGUGAGCUUGAAAAAAUCAAGGCGACUGUUUCCACAAUCCAAGCUGUACUUCAGGAUGCAGCGGAGCAGCGAAGUCAUAACAAUCAAGUCAAGCACUGGCUCGAAAAGCUCAACGAUGCAGUUUAUGACGCAGAUGACUUGUUGAGUGAGUUCUCAACUGAAGCUACAAGGCGAAGCAUGGUGAGUGGGAAUAAACUCACAAAAGAGGUACGCACUUUCUUUUCAAAGUCAAACCAACUAGCUUUUCGUGGUAAGAUGAGUCGUAAAAUAAAGGCAAUGAGGCAAAAGCUAAAUGCAAUAGCAGAAGUCAGGGAAAAGUUUCACCUGAAAGAAUACCAUGUAGAGCCUAAAGUAGUGAGGGAACCAACUCACUCAUUUGUACGUGAAGAAGAAGUUAUUGGGAGGGAAGAGGAAAAAAAGGCUAUCAUAGAACUAUUAUUGGACUCUAAUGUAGAAGAGAAUGUUUCGGUUAUUCCCAUUGUGGGGAUAGGGGGAUUAGGGAAAACUACUCUUGCUCAAUGUGUGUACAAUGAUGAGAAAGUCAAAAAUAAUUUUGAGUUAAAAAUGUGGGUAUGUGUUUCUGAUGUCUUUGAGUUGAAAAGUAUUAUUGAAAAGAUAAUUAUAUCUGCUAUAGGUGAUGCACCUAGAAAUCUUGAAAUGGAUCAAUUGCAAAUUAAACUUCGUGAAAAAAUUGAUAGAAAGAAAUACUUACUUGUGUUGGAUGAUAUAUGGAAUGAAGAUCGUGAAAAAUGGCUUAACUUGAAGAAUAUUUUAAUGGGUGGUUUGAAAGGAAGUAAGAUUGUAAUAACCACUCGUAGUAAAUUGGUUGCAAAGAUUACACACACAGAUUCACCAUAUAUUAAUCUCAAAGGUCUCUCCAUAGAGCAGUCUUGGUUUUUAUUUGAGAAAGUGGCAUUUAGCAAAGGGCAAGUGACCAAUAAUCCUACACUGAGGGAAAUUGGAUCGGAGAUUGUAAAAAUAUGUCAAGGUGUACCCCUUGCCAUAAAGUCCAUAGGACAUGUGUUAUACUGUAAGGAAACAGAAUCUGAGUGGUUAUUUGUAAAGAAUAAUUUACUAGAAAAUGUAACUCUAGGGAAUGAGAUUUUACCUAUUUUAAAGUUGAGUUAUGAUAAUCUCCCAUCACAUUUAAAGAGUUGUUUUGCUUAUUGCUCUUUGUUUCCCAAAGAUUAUGAGAUGGACAAGGAAACAGUGAUACAACUAUGGAUAGCACAAGGGUUUAUCCAAUCAUCAAACAAAAAUCAACAAUUAGAGGAUGUUGGUGAUGAGUAUUUCAAGGAUUUACUUUGGAGGUCCUUCUUUGAAGAAGUAGGGACUUACAAAGGCUUAAGAUACAAGAUGCAUGAUUUAAUUCAUGAUCUUGCGGAAGCUAUUGCAGGCGAGGAGUGCAGGCUCAUUAAUAUUGAUGGAAAAAAUAUUAAUGAAAAAAAUCGUCAUGUAUCAUGUCCAUUUUCUAUUGACUCAUCUUUUACUGAAACUUUAAGGUUGUUGGUUAAAGCAGUCAAGGUACAUACAUUUCUUCUAACAUAUAAUGAGCAUAAAUCUGGUGGCUUGGAUGAGUCAAUGUUGAAAACAAUUAUUUUGAGUUUCAAGAGCUUGCGUGCGUUAGAUUUACAUGCACUGAACAUUAAAUCAAUACCAAAUUCUAUAGGGAAGUUAAUACAUCUAAAGUAUCUUGAUGUAUCUUUUAAUUGGAAUAUUGAAACUCUCCCUGAUUCAAUUACUACAUUGUUGAAUUUGCAAGUACUAAAACUUUAUGAUUGUAGAGGUCUUAAAGAAUUACCCAAAAAGUUUAGAGAAUUGGUUAACCUCAAACAUCUUUAUAAUCAUGGUUGUUAUAAUUUGAGCCAUAUGCCUUGUGGAUUAGGGCAAAUGACUUCACUUCAAACAUUAUCAUUAUUCAUUGUGAGCACCUCUUCCCACACUGGUGGAUUAGGCGAAUUGAAGGAGCUAAACAACCUGAGAGGAACAUUAGAGAUCUCACAUUUGGAACGGUUGGAAGAAACUAACUCAGAAUCCAUUGUUGUGAAUUUAAGGGAGAAGCAACAUCUUGAAAAAUUGAUAUUAAAAUGGGAUCAUCAAGAUCAAGUAGAUAAUAAUGAAGAUGAGAAGUUAUUAGAAGACCCCCAACCACACGAAAAUCUCAAAUAUUUGGAAGUGUAUCAGUAUAAGGGUGUGAAAUUUUCAAGUUGGAUCUCUUCUCUCAUAAAUCUUGUUGAUUUAAGGAUAGAGAGUUGUAAGAGAUGCCGAUAUUUGCCACCAUUGUCUCAUCUCCCCUCUUUAAAAUCUCUAAGCCUUGAUACGAUGAAUGAUUUGGAGUACAUAUCCGACAAAGAUAUGAGUAAAGAGGUGCUUGCUUCAUCCGCAACAUUAUCAACAACGUUCUUCCCAUCUCUGAAGUCACUCGCAAUAGAGACAUGUCCUAAUUUGAAGGGAUGGUGGGGGAGAACAGGGAGGGAUUUAGUUGCAACAACAUCUGCGUCAACACCAGAUCAUCAACAAGAUCAGUCUCACAACUCACUGCCUUUAUUUCCUCUUCUUUCUUAUUUGCGGAUUAUUAAUUGCCCUGAAAUGACUUCCAUGCCCCUGUUUCCCAAUCUCGAAGAAUCUCUAUAUUUAAAGAAUGUCAGUUUGAGGCCUUUGCAAGAGACAAUGUCAGUUUCCUCCUCUUCAUUAUCCUCUUCUUCUCCUCUCUCCAAAUUAAAUUAUAUGACUUUGUUUUCUAUAGAAGAUAUAGAGUCUCUUCCGGCUGAGUGGGCACUAUAUUCUCUCAAGCAACUAUAUAUUGUGAAUUGCCCUAGACUAACAUCUAUGUCUGGAGCGGUGCGUAAUCUCACCUCCCUCUGUGUGCUAUCAAUUGUCGAUUGCGAGGAGUUCGAUCCAUUCAGAGACAUGCAUGAUGAUGGCAUGGAAUGGCGAUGCCUCAAUUGUCUCCGUGAUUUAUGGUUCAUAAGCAUUCCGAAACUGAAGUCUCUCCCUGUGGGUCUUCAAUGUAUUUCCACCCUAAAAGAGCUCCGCAUUUCAAACUGUCCAAAUUUAAUGACUUUGCCGGAACUCACCUCACUUGAAUAUCUUGGGAUUGAAAGAUGCGAGCCUAAUUUGACAUCACUUCUUGAGAUUAGUUGUCUCACUUCUUUACAGUCGCUGGGAAUUGUUGACUUUCCCAAUUUGAUUACUCUCCCUGAAUCAAUUAGGAAUCUAAUCUCACUUGAAACACUUUUCAUUCAGUCCUGUCCCAAUCUCACAACACUACCUGAUGAUGGUUUUAUCAAGUCUUUACGAAAACUGCUAAUUAUUAAUUGUCCUCAGUUAGCUGAAAAAUACAAAAAUAAAAUCGAUAAGGAUUUCCCUAAUUUGGAAAUCGAAUGGCGUUGAGACCACAACAGUAAACGGCUCUACUUCAUCUUUAGCAACAGUUGCUCCCGUCUUUCACUUGCUUCGUGGAGAUAAUUAUCUGAAGAAUUUGAAUAAGUUUCUGGGGCAAUAUGGUCAUGGGAUAAAUCACUUGGAUAGUUUCAAGAUUUGGGAAGUUGAUGCAGCUAAGAAUGAAUUGGAAACACAGAAUGAAAGGAGGUGUAUGUAUCUGGGCACAUUCAGAACCAUAUGAAAAAGUGCAACAAGUCUACAGCUAAGGCGAAGUACACUCGGGAAGGUAGUAUUCAAUUUCAAGCCCUUAAUCUUCAAAAAAACUACACUCUCUUGUUGAUUGAUGGUCAGGGGAAGCAUUGGGAACCCCAAUUUCUUUCUUCGGAGCCCUUUCUUUCCUGCCCCCUGCCCUGGCAUAGUGCUUUGCUUCCGAUUCUUCUCAAAAAUCAAUUGACUUUCACCCAUGUCAUAUAUUCCAUACAUCACACUAAAUAGAUUGAAGUCUGGCACUUGUUGAUAUUUUGAUAACAUAUGGUGAGAGAUCAUUAUUUGGCAACCACCAUCUAGGAAGUGGUUUUAUAUUCAGGUAUUUAUUAUUUUGUUUGCUUCAGUUCUUUAUUAUUACUACCUAUUUAUAUCAACAAACAAAAUAUCCAGAUAUGCUUUUUGGGGUUCUUACAUAAUUGCUGGUUUUUGUUCACUGUACAAUGAUAACUUAGUUUAGAUUAAAGUAUGGCUUCUGAUUUUGAGUUUAGACAUGCAGAAGUGCUGAGAUAGAUUUUACUUUAUGCACAAUAUUUGGAUAAAAAGUUAGGAUCAAUAAAAUAAAAAUUUAGAUUUAUACAUAACAUAGUUUGUCAUUUGAAAGAGGAGAAAUAAAAAAUCAAUUGAAUUCUCACAUCGAAUGUGUAGUCCUUUAUUUGUAAACCAAACUGAUAUGAAACAUAAUAUUAGAAACUUUGUUUUAUGUUUUUUUCCUCACUUUUUUGGAAUGAUUCCAGGCAAAAAUUAGCAGGAAAUGGUCCAAGACUGCUCGAAUCCUUAAUUGAAUGUAUUUUAGAAGGAUGUUCUGGUCAAAUAUUACUACAAGUCCAUUCAUCUACUUUAAAUUAAGUUUUCUUUGUUGAUAAAACGCCACUACUUUCCUACAUUCAUGCAUCUCCUUUCUAAGUUCUCUUUAAAUUUUCCAAAUACUGGCUCACUUCAUUUUUCCUUUCUGUUUCAGGUUUAGUGAAUUUAUUAGUUAUUGAAUUCUAUAUGUAGGAACUUUGAAUUUCGAAACAGACAGUUUUUAGUGAAUCUACUGCAACUACAAGAAGAUAAAGUGGCUGAAUCGGAUGAAGACUGUAGCUUGGUGUUAGCAACAAGAUUACUACCUAUCUUCUGUUAAAGUUCAAUUUCAGGGUGAUGGGUUCUUGGACUUUUUAGCAACCCUCUGUCAAACCUAAGCUUAUUGCAAACGUUUAUCUUUGUGUAAUUUUUUCAAUAACAUAACAAGCUUGUGAGGAAUGUCUUUUUUUUUUUUAAUGCUUUUCAAAUUGUAACUCUUUUACCUAUAUACCUUUUUUUUUUUUUGGUUUGAGGGAGUCUUUUACCUAUAUACCUAACAGUACUUUAAAGCAUCCAUGUGAACUUAAUUACAAGAACUAUCAUGAGACAUAUUUCAUAGGGAUUAAGAAUCUAGCAAAUGCUAGUUAUCUAGAAGAAUCAGAUAAUCUGAAGAAAUUUUUGUGGAAAUCUGAUUGAAGGGAUGUAUCGCUUGGAUAGUUUCAUGAUUUGAAAAGCUGAUGUAUCUAAGUUCUUGAGGUUGAAAAUGGAGUAUUUGAGGUACACUCUACCUAGGCUGACACUCAUCUAGGAGGCAAUGAUUUUGAUAUGGUUGAAACAAGAGAAAUAGACAAUAGUUGAUUGGCUUACUGAAAAAUUUAAGAAAGAUGAAGGUAUAGAUCCUCUGAACGACAAGCAAGCUCUUCGUCUCACAGAGAUUGCUGAGAAAGCGAAGAUGGAGCUGUCAUCUCUACUCAGAUCAAUACUAGUUUUCCUUUCAUCAUUGCCAUUGUGGAUGGCUCAAAACACAUUGACACCACCCUGAGAAGUGUCAAAUUUGAAGAAAUGUGCUCAGAUUUGUUAGACCAUCUACUUGCCUCACUGGAUUACAACUGCAAUUGACAUUCUCAUAGGCUUUGAGCACCAUUUGAAACUUACGUGAGAGAUGCAAAGCUUUCCUUCAAAGAUAUAGAUGAAGUUGUUGUUCUUGGUGCUGUUGUCAGAAGGACUUGAAACUUUGGGGGGGGGGGGAUGCAAUGAUAGAGAUUAUCCCAAGGAACGCAACUUCACCAACUUCCAAAUCAGAGGUGUCUCCACCACAGAAGAUGGACAGACCAGUGAAGGGAUUAAAGUCUAUCAGGGUGAGAAAGAGUUCUUUAUCCAUCUAAAAAACGGAUGAGAGAGAGUUCAUGAAGGCCAACAAAUCCCUUGAAAGCUUUUGCUUAGAUGCCAAAACCAGUGCUAGCACCAUGCCAAGUGAUGAGUUCUUAAGGUUGGAGAUGGAGUAUUUGAGGUACAUCCUACCUUGGCUGACACUCAUCUUGGAAGCGAUGAUAUCGACAAAGUUGAAACAAGAGAAAUAAGUAGAUCUUUAGCUUAUAUUCUUUGUUUUCUGAUUUAUAGUUAGUUGUUACUAAAUUACACCUUGUGUUCUAUAAUUUUUAAUAGAGAAUAGUUUAUUGGCAUGCUGAAAACGUUAAGAAAGAUGAAGCCAUAGAACUUCUGAACGACAGGCAUGCUCUACAACAUCUCAUAGAUGGAGCUGUCAUCUUUAACUCAGACCAAUAUUAGGUAUAUGGCUAUUUCUAUGCCAUCUUUCUUUAAGUUGAUAUAUCUCACUUUCCCAUAGCCACAGAGAAAAAACAUUUGCUUUUCCAGUUUACAUUUCUUUCAUCACCAUUGCAGAUGGCCCAAAACACAUUGAUACCUCCUUGACUAGUGUCAAAUUUGAAUAACUGUGUUCAGAUUUGUUAGAUAGGUAUCGCACCAUGCAUGUUCAGAAAUAGAAUAACUCUCUUAUGUAAUAUCAUCACUGCAUUUUUUUUUUUUUUUUAUGUCCAUCACUUCAAUUUUCUUUCUUUUGAUUUUGAACUCUGUUUUCUGUCAUCUAGUAGUCUAAUUGCCUGCUUAAGUUCACUGGAUUACAACUCAUAGGCUUUGAGCACCAGUUGAAACUUCCUUGGGAGAUGCAAAGCUUUCCUUGGGGCUAGAAGAUAUGGAUGAAGUUCUUCUUCUUGGGGCUGUAGUUCAAACUGGUGUUUUUUAGCCCGAGAAGUUAAUGACACUGUGCUUUUGGAUGUCUCACCAUAGGACUUGAAACUUUGGGUGGUGUCAACUUCACCAACUUCCAAAUCAGAGGUGUUCUCCACCGCAACAGAUGAACAGACCAGUGAAAAGAUCAAUGUCUAGCUAUCAGGUUAAGAGUUCGUGAGGGAUAGCAAUUCCCUUGGAAGCUUUUGCUUAGACACCAAAACCGGUGCUAGCACCAUGCCAAGUGAUGAGGUGGAUAGUAUUGUUAAAGAAGCUUAAAAUUUUGCAAAAAUGAAGACAAGGAAAAGAGAGAUGCCAUAGACAAAAAGAACCAAGCUGACUCAGUUUUGUACCAAACUAGAAGCAACUAAAAGAGUUGGGAGACAAUGUUCCUAGCUAGACAAGGAGAAUGUAGAGGCUAAAGUGAAUGAUGUCAAGGAUGCCAUAUCUGGUGGAUCUACCCAAGCCAUUAUGUAACUGGGGUAGUCAAUGUUGAUGUGAGUCAUGUGACUUUGAAUUGGAUUGUCUGUUAGCUUUUUUCGGAUUGGCCUCUUUGCAUGGACGGCAGCUAUUGUUUACCCUUGAAUUAUGUUAGAGUUGAGAGAGAGAGAUCUUUGAUAUAAAGUUAUUUGGGUGUAUUGGGGUUUGGGUUUGUGCGAGUGCUUUUACACCACCUUUGUACUCUUCAUAUUUGUUAGUGAAACUUUCUCCUUGUCUCCA
Messenger RNA from Quercus robur (English oak), 7526 nucleotides. RefSeq names its product putative disease resistance protein RGA3. Bases 30 to 3518 code for a protein of 1162 amino acids. The transcript is spliced from 14 exons. The record is from RefSeq and is a predicted model, not a curated record. Gene Ontology annotation, biological process: defense response to other organism. Gene Ontology annotation, molecular function: ADP binding. NCBI's taxonomy places the organism in Eukaryota, Viridiplantae, Streptophyta, Magnoliopsida, Fagales, Fagaceae.